UCCCGCCCCCUUGCUCAAAUAUCAAGCGGUGAAUGGUCAACAGACGGGCUGCUACUGUCUGCUCGUAUCCACAGCGACUUAAUCUGGACCUGGAUGCGUGCUGAAGGAACCUGUUCGCAAUAACAAGAAAUAAAACACUCAUCCGAACAACUGCGGCGUUCAUGUCACCGGAUAAAGAUGCUGUCGGCUUUGGUUAGCGCGUUUUACCUGGGCGACCGGAGAGUUUGGUCGAUGUGACAUUGCUUGAGCUUUUUGUUCUGGUCCCGGACGCAGACCAGCGAUCGUGCGUUGAGAAGAUGUUGAGUCGGCUGAUGAGUGGCAGCGUCAGAAACCUGGAGCGAGAAUACAUGUGUACGGUCAGACUGCUGGAUGAUACGGAGUAUACCUGCACCAUUCAGAGGGAUGCCAAAGGCCAGUAUUUGUUCGACCUCAUUUGCCACCAUCUAAACCUGCUGGAGAAGGACUAUUUUGGCAUUAGAUAUGUCGAUCCGGAUAAACAACGGCACUGGCUGGAGUUCACCAAGUCAAUUUCUAAGCAGAUGAAAUCACAACCUCCGUUCACCAUGUGUCUGCGGGUCAAGUUCUACCCACCAGAUCCUGCUGCUCUAAAGGAGGAGAUCACCAGGUAUCUCGUCUUCCUGCAGAUCAAAAGAGAUCUGUACCACGGUCGUCUCCUCUGCAAAACAUCUGACGCGGCCUUACUGGCAGCUUACAUCUUACAAGCUGAGAUUGGAGACUACGACCCAGGAAAGCAUCCAGAGGGCUACAGCUCCAAGUUCCAGUUCUUCCCCAAGCACUCAGAGAAACUGGAAAGAAGGAUUGCAGAGAUCCACAAGACAGAGUUAAUAGGUCAAACUCCAGAGACAGCUGAGCUGAAGUUCCUGCAGAAAGCACAAAUGCUUGAAACAUAUGGCGUGGAUCCUCAUCCGUGCAAGGAUGUAUCUGGGAACCCGGCUUUCCUAGCCUUCACUCCGUUCGGUUUUGUCGUGCUUCAAGGGAACAAGAGAGUCCAUUUCCUCAAAUGGAAUGAGGUGACCAAACUGAAGUUUGAGGGAAAGACAUUCCAUAUAUAUGCAAAUCAGAAGGAGGACAAAAAGAUCAUCUUGACAUACUUUGCACCAACUCCAGAGGCCUGCAAGCACCUUUGGAAGUGCGGUGUUGAAAAUCAAGCUUUCUACAAGUUGGAGAAGUCGAGCCAGGUUCGUACGGUGUCCAGCAGUAACCUGUUCUUCAAGGGGAGUCGUUUCCGCUACAGUGGAAGAGUAGCCAAAGAGGUAAUGGAGCAGAGUGCAAAAAUUAAACGGGAACCUCCAGAAAUACAUAGGGCUGGCCUGGUGCCCAGCAGAAGCUGUCCAUCCAUCACACAUGGGCCACGGCUGAGCAGUGUCCCGCGCACACGUCGGAGAGCCGUACACAUAUCCAUCAUGGAAGGUCUGGAAUCCUUGCGGGACAGCGCUCACUCCACUCCCGUGCGUUCCGUGUCCCACGGCGACUCCUUCAUGCCACGUUCGCGCAGCCAUUUGACGGACUCCGGCGACGGGACGGCGGUCAUCUCCGACGAGACCUACAGUCCCUCCGACAGCGUUCUGCCAACGCCGGUGGCCGAGCACAGCCUGGAGCUGGCAGUCUCGCGCCAGAUCAACGGCGCCCCCUGCAGCAUCGAGGAGGAGAAAGAGUCGGAGGCGGGCACGCCCUCCGUGGGCGACGUGGCCGAGUUAGGAGCGGACAGUAGGGCGGCAGGCCCCUUGCAGAGCGCAGGUGGGGAGGCCGCGCUCAGCGAGACGGAACAGGUGAAUAAGUUUGUUUUAAGUGUACUCCGUCUGCUCCUUGUGACCAUUGGACUCCUCUUUGUCUUGCUCCUCCUCCUCAUCAUCCUCACUGAGUCCGACCUUGACAUUGCAUUUUUACGUGAUAUCCGCCAGACCCCCGAGUUUGAGCAGUUCCAUUACGAAUACUUUUGUCCCCUCAGACGGUGGUUUGCCUGCAAGCUCCGCUGGGUGGGCGGGCUGCUCAUUAACAAGUGAAAAUGAGGCGCUAAAGCUCGUAAAGCCUCCCUUGUUGGGGUCGAGAAGACGCUAAACACGUGGAGAGAGAGAGAGAGAGAGUGACGGAGGGCACCGACCUGUCCCAUGAACCCAGCUUCUUUCAUGACACUCCUGCUGAUACACGGUGGACCACCAGGCCCACAGCUCCUCUUCUCUUCCACUUUUAGUUCUUUCUCCCCCACCCAUUUUUACACUUUUAAUUUUUUCUUCUUUUUUUACAAAGACAUUUUUUUGGCUUUUCGUUUCCUUUUUUUGGAUUUCAGGUCAUUUCAGGUAUUUUAUUUUUACAAAAAAAUGCAAAAAAAAAAUACAUAAAACUUAAUUCAAAGACUUUAGAAGAUUAUAUUGUUCCUUAAAUAGGGAAUAUAAAAUAUUUUGUUGCAACAAGAGAAUGUUGCCUUCGUUUAUAUUUAUUUUACAAUAAAAAUGAUUAAAGUCUCAUUAAAGAAUGUGGUGCGUUAAGUCUAGAGAGACGGCAAGUCGGUUCAGUAUAGUGGGUUCGAAAAGAACGAGAACGUGGAAAACCAAUGCUUUUCUGAGUUUAUGCAUAAUUCAUAUCCAUCCGUCAUUUAACUCUUAGUAAUUUUCUGAAGGCUGCUAUAAUUGACCACACCGACGAUCAGAUCAGCAGAGGGUUAUACGUAAGGUAAGAACGUGCAGGUUAUUUUGGAAGCGAGACCCGAGGAAAGACUGGAAAUGAUGGUAUUUGAAUAAAAUUGAUGGGUACAUUUGAGUUCUGUAUUUGGUGGCUUGAGAUUUAGGGUGUCAAAUACGUUUUAGGAAUAUAAUUGUGUUUAGGCGGUAGCAAGCUGUGAAGUAGAAAUCAUUUUAAAAAGGUUCUUUCUAAUGGAUACAGAAAAAUUUAUUGGUAUAAAUUGUGUUCUGUUAUGUGACCCAAUAGUGUCAAUAUAUGUUAAAGAAGUUCUCAUGAUUGAUUUAAAAGCAACUAGCGCCCAGUCUAGCUACAGUAGAUGUGCAAUACUGUAAGGGUUUGAUUUAUAAGAAAUAAGUUUUUCACAAAUAUGUGCAUUUGCUUUAUUUUAUUAUUGUUUUUUUUAUUUUCCAUCCUGAUUCUUUCUCAAUAGAAAGAAAUCCCAUUGUAUAAAGUAAUAUUUUUUUUAAUUCCAUAUCAGCCUUGCUCCUAAGUUUGUAUUUUGUGAAUAUCAUGCUAUGAUUAUUCUUAAUUACAAUAACAAUGCUGUACUUUUUGUACAAAAAGUAGUUAGUUUCCUAAUAUAUCGACAGUUUUUCCAUGUAUAUUUUAACAGAAACUGAAAUGUUAUUUUGUUAUUGAAAAUUAAAUUAUACCUUUUUUAGCUCUGUGUUUCAGAUGAGGUCUAGAAUCUAUGGCGUUUCUGUCAAGGGAGACACGAGAAAGAUUUUUAUCCAGAUCCACAAUCCAUUUCCAACUUAACCAUUAAUGAGAAAACCAUCCCUGCGCUUUGUAUAAUGGAAAAGGCCCAGUAUUUCAACAAUAUGGAUUGCUUUAUGCACAGUUUAGCCAAAAGACUGUGUGUGUGUGUGUGUGUGUGUGUAUGUUUGUGUGUGUAUGCUCAUAUUUUAACAAUUGAUGUUUUUGGCAAUAUGUACUAGAAGGCCAGGUUUAGUCUUUAGUACACUUUGUCCUGAUUAGUCUAUAGUAUUUAUUUAAAGACAAACAAUUCUUCCAGUGGCAUGCCAGUUGGACAGGGGUUUUAUUUUACCAAACACGAUCUAGCUCUGCCAGAUAGAGGAAGUGAAUGGAAAACACAGACAAAGCAGACUUAUUUUUGUGUAAAGCGAAAAAGAGACAAGUUACAGCCAGUGGUAAUUACCGUAUUAAGGGGGGGCGCUUUAGAUCUUACAUUGGUAUUCACACUACGAUAAAUUACAAUAAUUACAGCUUUUGAAUAUAGCAUUAGUUUGUGGCAGCUCACAAGCUUGGCUUUACCAGUGCUGUUAUUUUAAACGAACAUGCUUCGAUCCACUAAUCACAAUGCUGUUGUGAGGCCAGAAUCACUAUGGUGCUAGUGAACAAAUGGUUAGGAUGGCUGAGAUGUGUUUUAGGAAGUGGCUGACUGUAAUAUCGUGUUUGAUUAGCCGAAUUGUGCAGUCGGGUCACAUGCCUUUAUAACCAUUUCAUAGAACUGCUGUCUUCCACCGACUACAUGAGCUUUCAGCUACAACACGCAAACAUGAGGCGCAAAACCGUAGCAGAAAUUGUUGAAACCGCCAACACAAGGAAAAGAGAGCGAACCAUUGGAGUUAUGCAUGUCUCUUUCCUUUAGAAGCGUUCAUGCAUGCAUUUAUAACAUCUCUGAUGUGCCAAGCGUUGUGGUGGCUUAAGUCCAUUUAUAUUUUUGUAGAACCUGAAUAAACAGUACAAUAUUACAAUGGUCUUGCGGGUACCUGCAUGCCACUGAUGAUCGGUUUUACCGAUUCAUAUCGAUAAAUUGAUUUUGAUCAGAGAAAAAACAUGCUUGGAAGGCUAGUAAAGGUUUUAAAGGAAAAAGAAGAUAACUGAUGGGAUUUUACUCAUUGACAGCAUUAUGUAGCCUCAGCGGUCAGUCCUGCAUGGCAGCGCCAUUCAAUAAGCAAUAACCUGAAUUGUAGAAUAAUUUGAAUGAAUCUUUUUGGUGGUUUUUGUGCUGUUGUGUAGCAAGUCAAGACUACCAGAUGUUUUCUUAGGAGUUCAGAAUGAAUCCAUUUCAUUUGAGUUAGACGCAAAAUUGCGAUUUUAACUAAAAAGCUCAUUUUAUAUGACAUUUAUUGCCAAAAUUUGCUACAUUUUAUACUCAUCGUGAGCACUCGUCAUCUUGUUUGGAUCCUGAACAGUCAGCGUGUGCCGUUGUUCUGAAGUUUUACGCUUCUUUUUGUCCUUGGAAUCCUAUUGCACAAGUUUUGACUAGUGCAGACUCCUUCCUAGACUCGUAGAUCAAGGGCAAUUGCUGCACAAGGAGGAGUCCUUGUGAACUUUUACUUUAUACUUUGUCUCUAGACAGUUUUCCUGUACUGUAUGGCCAGGUUUGACUGUGAUGAAUGCAAGGGUCCGGUAAAGGACAAUUGUCAGCUAAAUCGGUUCAUCGUUUCUUUAAUCUAACUGGGUUAUGUCACAAGGUCCCUCUGUGAACUUUGUAUAGAAGUAUUUUUAUGCUUCUUUGUAUGCAUAGUAGAGUUGAACACUUAUCAAAUGAAGGAGUAUUACUGAACACCGCAGAUAAAGCACUUCACUGGCUUAAACUACACCUUGACAGCAUGUACAAAACGUUACAGCUUCAAGCGAUCCCCAUCAGCCUAUUAAAGAUGGUGAUUUUAAUAUUCAAGGUCUGUUAUUGUUGGCUACAGCUGUUAGAUUCUGGUUUGCAGUAGUGAAAUCGUACUGAAUGGCUGCUGUUCUUUAAGAGUUGGAGCUCAUUCCAAGUAAGGUCAGAAUGUCCUCCAUGUAAUUUAAUGAACUGCUCGCAUUAGACAGCAGUUGUGUGAUCUCUCAGAUCGACUAGGUUUAGUUCUGAAAUCAUUCUACCAGGGACUUUCAAUUGCAUUAUCAUUAGAAUGAAUGCUCCUUACAUGCUUGCAUACAAAUUCCCAAAUUAUUUGGUAAAAUCUGACUUCACCUGAACCGUAGCUUUAAGAUCUACUGUGGCGCUGAGAUCCAGUAAAGAUCAGUGGUGGCAACAUGCUUCAUUUACUGUACUGUGCUUCUGUCACUUUGCCAGCCCCCACAGUCCCUUCAACAGCUAUGCAUAUACAUGCACAUUUGUUUAUGCAUAGAUGUGUCUGUGGGCGUUUUUUUUUUUUUUUGUAAUCUGCAUCUUUUCUGUUUGGGACUAGAUGUCGCUGUUUAGUUCCUUAAUAUAUGAAUAUUGAAAUAUAUACAAAAUUUAUGUGCCAAAUGCAGUUCCUGUUAAGUCAGAUUCAUUCCAAAACCAUCUUUGUACUGUAGGAAACCUUCCAUGAAAAUGGUAUAAGAAAUUGUUUAACUGAUAGUCCCUUGUAACUGGUGCCAUGGAAAUAUUCAAACUUGAAAUAAACAUUCAAAAGAG
Megalobrama amblycephala (Wuchang bream) is the source of this 6067-nucleotide messenger RNA. Its product is annotated as FERM domain-containing protein 5. The record is from RefSeq and is a predicted model, not a curated record. Gene Ontology annotation, molecular function: cytoskeletal protein binding. Lineage: Eukaryota; Metazoa; Chordata; Actinopteri; Cypriniformes; Xenocyprididae. Gene Ontology annotation, cellular component: cytoskeleton. Bases 297 to 2024 code for a protein of 575 amino acids. The transcript has 14 exons.